Molecule: messenger RNA, 1399 nt
Organism: Carlito syrichta (Philippine tarsier)
Lineage: Eukaryota; Metazoa; Chordata; Mammalia; Primates; Tarsiidae
Gene: ADISSP
Product: chromosome unknown C20orf27 homolog
Exons: 6
Coding region: 241-837 (198 amino acids)
Source: RefSeq, a predicted model, not a curated record
AAUGGGCUCAGGCGGGGGCGUGCCGUGAGACUGGCCGCCGCGGCGCGGGGUUCCCUUCCUCGUGCUCGGCGUUGAGACCCUGCUCCUGCCGUCGCCGCCGCGAUCGUUCCUGUCCAACCCGGCUCCGGGGUGCGCCCCCAAGGCUCCUGCUGGUGUCCCUGGAGCAUGGGAGGCUGCUUAGCUUGAGUGGCGGUGUCCAGCAGGAGCUACAUAUCUCACCCUGUGGCAGGGAGGGUGUCCAUGGCUGCAGCCAACAAGGGUAAGUGCCUUCCUGGCUUUGUGGGUUUUGACCAAGCUCUUCCAGUGGGCCAUGGGGGGAGGGCCAUUGUUGCAGGCAACAAGCCCAGAGUCCGGAGUAUCCGCUUUGCGGCAGGCCACGAUGCAGAAGGCUCCCAGAGCCAUGUCCACUUUGAUGAGAAGCUGCAUGACUCAGUGGUCAUGGUCACCCAGGAGAGCGAAAGCAGCUUUCUGGUCAAGGUUGGUUUCCUGAAGAUCCUGCACAGGUAUGAGAUUACCUUCACUCUGCCCCCGGUGCGCAGGCUGAGCAAGGACAUCCGUGAGGCACCUGUCCCCAGCCUGCACCUCAGGCUCCUCAGCGUCGUGCCCGUCCCUGAAGGUUACAGCGUCAAGUGCGAGUACUCUGCACACAAAGAGGGCGUCCUCAAAGAGGAGAUGCUACUGGCCUGUGAAGGCGGCAGUGCCUAUGUGCGCGUGAUGGUGCAGGCGCGCGUUAUGGACCGGCACCACGGCACCCCCAUGCUGCUGGAUGGUGUCAAGUGCGUGGGCGCCGAGCUGGAAUACGACUCGGAGCACAGCGACUGGCAUGGCUUCGACUGAGGCCCACGGCCCACUGGCCUCAGGCCCCUCAGCCUUAAACCCCGCCUGGUCUCCCCAACAUGCUGCGUUAUAGUGUGGCUUCCUCGCCCCUCCCCCUGGUGGGCGUAGGGGUGGAGUGUCCAGGGGUCUCGAGCUGGGGCCUUGCCCAUGCCUCACCUCUGCCUUCGUUCGUGCCACCACCCUGUCUCUCCCGCGUCCUCCUCUCCGUGUGCCUCAGUCUCCUGCCAGAAGAAACGGGUUGAGCCCGCAAGGAGGCUAUCCGAGGAAGGGAGGGGGAGGGCCUGGGGUGGGUUCUCUCCACUCUCCACCCCAAGCCAUAGGGGCUUCAGUCAGAGUCUGGGAGAGGACGGAGCUGGCUGUGUGACGUCGUGGCCCCAUUACUGCUGCUGCUGCUGCCUGGCUUCAGCCACCUCUCCCGCCCUCCCUCCUCCCCACUGCUGUCCAUGGUGAGUAGGAGGGAGGCGCAGUCCCCAGCUCCUACCCUUUAGGUCUGUGUUACUUGGUUUUUAAAUGACUGGUUGGGAUAGAACCCUAAAGAAAUAAAGCUUCCAGUGGAUACCAG